AUGGCUCGAAUAUCCCUCGAUGAAGAAGUACGACUAUGGAAUACGAACGCAGAGAGGGAGAAAUACGAAUCGCUAGCGACUCUAUAUGGCAUCAUCGUUUCGCUAGACUACCUCGAACGAGCAUACGUGCGUGAUUCGAUAACCGCCGCUCAGUAUUCCCCUGCAUGCACAAAGCUUCUCGGCCAAUAUAAGACUAUGCUUAAGCUGGUAUCCGAUGAUGUUCCGAGUAUCGAAGAAUUCAUGAAACGAUACAGAAUGGAGCAUCCUGCAGCCUUACAUCGGCUCAAAGUUGACGUUCCUGCCACUGUCGAGCACGCUUCUGACCAAUCAGGGACUGAGACAGGACAAGCAGUGGCUGAAACCACUCAAAAUUUCAUCACAUUCAUGGAUGCCCUCAAAUUGCGAUUACGAGCAAAGGAUCAAUUACACCCCCUUUUGCAAGAGCUCAUGACAGGGUACGCCCGCUUUAAGGGAAGCGCAGAGUGGCAAGGAAGAAGCAAGAUGAUUGGUUGGCUCAUAACCCUGAACCAAAUGAAGGCUUCGGAUGAGAUCAGUGAUGAACAAUCCCGCCAAAUGCUAUUUGAUAUCGACCAUGCCUACCAGGAGUUCUUCAGCUCCCUGCGGACAGGACAGUCCGCUUCGCCUAGUACUUAGGUCUCUGGGAUCAGAACCUUUAGUGACUUCAUGUGAUAUUUUGGUGAAAACGUAACGGCGUAUAUGCAAAUGAAAGGAAUCCAGACGAAAAAUCAUGGGAGUGCACAACCCAGUGCAAAGGACCACUGAGAGGACGUUACGGGAAGAAACCGAGAAUUAAAUUAGGCACGGACUAGCCAUUUGCAAAAUAUCCCCGGUGGGAGAAGCAGAAUCGAACGAAUACCAAAUGGUAGGUAAUAGGCCAGUCGGGGGUCAUAAAAACGAGGCCGUGGCAUUCUCUCAGAAAAUUCUCCGUG
This is a messenger RNA of Cantharellus anzutake, 950 nucleotides long. RefSeq names its product vacuolar protein sorting-associated protein 28. Gene Ontology annotation, molecular function: protein-containing complex binding. NCBI's taxonomy places the organism in Eukaryota, Fungi, Basidiomycota, Agaricomycetes, Cantharellales, Hydnaceae. Bases 1 to 654 code for a protein of 217 amino acids. The record is from RefSeq and is a predicted model, not a curated record. The transcript is spliced from 6 exons. Gene Ontology annotation, biological process: protein transport to vacuole involved in ubiquitin-dependent protein catabolic process via the multivesicular body sorting pathway. Gene Ontology annotation, cellular component: ESCRT I complex.